This is a messenger RNA of Acanthosepion pharaonis, 1755 nucleotides long. Lineage: Eukaryota; Metazoa; Mollusca; Cephalopoda; Sepiida; Sepiidae. The record is from the annotation of a GenBank genome assembly.
AUGUGGAAGCUAUGCUGGAAGCCCCCUACCGAAAAGAAGAUGAUGGAAAACCAGAUGGCAGAUCAGAUAAAGAGAGAAGGUGUCAAUUUUGGUCUCAUAUUGGCGAAAGAUAUCAGGCGCCGAAAGAGCCGAAGUUCUAGUCGUAGUCGUAGCACCAGCCCAGUGAAGCAUAGAAGAGUUUCAUCUGUGACAUGCUUAGCUCAUGCCAGCAAAACAUAUAGCGAAGAAAAAGAAGCAGAAGUAGAGAUCGCAGUAGAAGCAGAAGCCGUGACCGUAGAAGAAGUCCUGACCGACGUAGUCGACGUGAUAGGGACAAAAGACGAAGUCGUAGCAAAGACAGGCGCCGUAGCAGAGAUCCCUUAUAGGCGCAGUCUCAGUCGAAGUCCGAUGCGAUCAUAUGAGUUUGUUCGGGAACCAGGUCCUGAACUCUCUCCUGAAGAACGUGAUGCUCGGACAAUUUUUUGUAUGCAGCUGUCUGCAAGAAUUCGGCCACGUGAUUUGGAAGAAUUUUUCUCCUCUGUUGGAAAGGUUCGUGAUGUUAGAUUAAUUACAGACAAUAAAACUCGCAGAUCUAAAGGCAUUGCAUAUGUUGAAUUUGUUGAUGUCGAAUGUGUAAAUAAAGCUCUGGCAUUAACUGGUCAACGUUUACUGGGUGUGCCAAUUAUGGUGCAGCCUUCCCAAGCAGAAAAGAACAGAGCAGCUAAUGCCACAGCUACUUUGCAGAAGGGAAAUUCUGGUCCAAUGCGAUUAUAUGUUGGAUCUUUGCACUUCAAUAUAACUGAGGAAAUGCUGCGUGGAAUUUUUGAGCCAUUUGGAAAGAUUGAUGAUAUAAAAUUGAUUAAAGAUCAUGAAUCUGGCAGACUUCAGGGAUAUGGGUUCAUCACAUUCCAUGAUUCUGAAGAUGCUAAAAAGGCACUGGAACAACUUAACGGGUUUGAAUUGGCAGGAAGGCCAAUGAAAGUUGGACAUGUAACUGAACGAACAGCAGACAAUCAAGUUGUAUCAAUACUAGACAGUGAUGAAAUGGAUAGAGCUGGGAUUGACCUUGGAGCAACUGGAAGACUUCAACUUAUGGCAAAACUGGCAGAAGGAACUGGCUUUCAGAUUCCACAGUAUGCAGCUAAUGCUUUAAACAUUAACUCGUCAUCAGAUGCUUCUACACCUCCUCCACCUCCUCCUCCUCCAGCACCACCAGCAACACAGUCCCCAACAUCCAAUGCACCUGCAAAUGCAGCUGCUGCUGCUGCAGCAGCAGCAGCAGCAGCAUUAAUAGCUCCACCAAAUUCUGCUGCUGGGGCAGGACAGCCAGCUCAAGCAACCAAUGGACCACCAAUUCCAACCCAAUGUUUUAUGCUGGCUAACAUGUUUGAUCCUUCUUCAGAAUCUAAAAUUAAUUGGGAUCAAGAAAUUCGAGAUGAUGUUAUUGAAGAAUGCAAUAAACACGGAGGUGUUGUGCAUAUUUAUGUUGAUAAAGCUUCAGUUCAAGGCAAUGUUUAUGUGAAGUGUCCUAAUAUAGCUGCAGCUGUGGCAUCAGUUAAUGCUUUACAUGGUCGUUACUUUGCAGGAAAAUUGAUAACUGCUGCCUAUGUUCCAUUGCCAAACUACCAUACAUUGUUUCCUGGAGCAAUUCGCGCAAAUCAACUAUUAUUGCCUUCAACUCAGGCACUUCAGUAUAGCUAUGGAGCAGCACUUUAUCCAGGAAUACCUCCAAACAUUGCUCGAUUUGACAAAUCCAGCUGUAAAAGCAGUUUUUAA